Molecule: messenger RNA, 2446 nt
Organism: Nerophis lumbriciformis (worm pipefish)
Lineage: Eukaryota; Metazoa; Chordata; Actinopteri; Syngnathiformes; Syngnathidae
Source: RefSeq, a predicted model, not a curated record
CAUAACCCGGAAAAGGAAGUGUCCGAGUCCGGGCGUCCAACAUGUCGUCCGCCGCCGCCGCCGCAGUUUGUGUCAACCACUUCUGGGCCGAGGAGGAGACUUCCCUCCUGCUGCAGCAACUCAAACAUCUCAACAUUUCCAAGUUCCUCGACGGCCGCAAAACCAGAAACGGGCAAGUGUUUAAAAAGGUGGCCAAAGAAAUGGCGGGCGCGGGCUUCAGUCGCACGGCCGAGCAGGUGCGAGUCAAGUGGAAGCGCAUGAAGAGACUUUACUGGCAGACGAAGAAGGACAGCAAGAGAAACUUACACAUCGCACUUCUGUGUCCACACUACCAACUCAUUGAAGACCUGAUAGGACGUCCGCAGCGAGGCCAGGACGCGGCUUCCGUGUCAGAGAGUUUGCCAGAGGACCAGGCAGAUCCCAACGAGGAUUCAGAAGAUCAUCCGGAUGAGGACAAAGCUCUCACAAUAAUGGAGGAGGAGCAGACCGCCGGGUCUUCAUAUUUGACUCACUCGCCAUCGUAUGUUUGUGCUCCUCAGAGACGCUCUGGGCGGCGGGCUGAGGUGGAACGUUUUACUUCCGACAUGGAGAGAAUCCACGGUGUCUUGAUUGAACAGUUAGAGCAGAGCCAAGAGUCCCAGGAAAGACUUGUGAACACCAUCCUUCAAAGCAACCAGUUGAUGGUCUCUGCUCUCCUUGACGCCAUCCACAGUCUAAAGCCACGCCCACCUUAACCACCUCGCCGUGACUCGGUCAGUGGUUACGAGUCCCCAGUCUUUACUCUCAUUAACAUUUGAUUGUUUGUACUCCAUUGGCCCCCACAAAACACUGAAUAACUUUAUAUACAUUUAUUUAUUUAUUUAUUUUUUUGUUUUAAUGCAAGUCAUUUAUUUUGAAAAAAUGAUCGAGACAGCUUAUCCUCUUCAGGGUCAAGGGGCUGGAGCCUAUCCUAGUUAACUUUAGGCUGCCUGUCAGGUUCAAACACUGAUGACAUCUAUUAAACAAGACAAGAGGCAAAUAAUUAAACAAGAGACAGAAUUCAAUUUGGACUCAAUUGAGGAGAGACGCCUGGACACACUGUACUCUUGUACAGUGUCUCAGCACGCUCUGGCGAAAGAUUGUACUCCUCCUUAUUUAUUUGACUUCCUCCGACCACAUGACCACAGCUGCUUCCAGAGGGAAGUGGGUCGUAAACAGCGUUGCCUUCGGUUACAGAACAGUUCAAAAGAAAAGGUCGUAAACAGUUCACAGAAAAGGUCAGUUCAAAAAAGAGUACGUAAAACAGUUCAAAAAGACGUUCAUAAAACAGUUCAAAAAGGAGGUUCAAAUAGAAGUCGUCUGGAAAUUGGGCAGAUCCUGCCUUCUCUCCGCUUUGAAGUCCUUGGGUUAGAACAAUAUCUUUCUGUUGAUUACCAUACAUGAAAGAACAUAGAACAUCUUAAUGCUGCUUCCCCCCUACACAGUGGAGUUUUACGAGCCUUACUCUUGGUAGGUUUCAAAGACAGCUUUUGCUUCUCACGGGUCACUCAAUGUAACACAAAGUUUUUGUGAUAACUUAGAAACAAUUAUUCUAACACUGCCGGUCAACACCUAUAAGCAAUUAACCAUAUUUUCUGGACUAUAGAGCGCACUGGUAUAUACUGUAAGCCUCACCCACUAAAUUUUAAAAGAAAAAAGAAUGUCCAUAUAUUUGCCGCACCGUACUAUAAGUCGCAGAUAUAUUCGCCGUGAAAUUAGUUAUUUACACGGAAAUAUUCUUAAAACGUUCAUUUACAUACUAUAGGUGUUUCCAAACGGUGUGUGUAACAGGGCAGUAAAACGGCUGUUCAAACAAAACAGAAGUCAUGGUCAUGGACCCACUAGCUGCAAAAGCUAUCUCUUCGAUCAGCUAAACAGACUCAAUAACUCCACGCUGACGUUUUGCUGAAUUUAAGAAAGUGAAACAAUACAAACAUAAUGCCGUUGUAAGUUAAUAAAACUAACACACACACUUAUAAACGUGUUAGCAUAUUAGCUAAUGCUAAAGACUCUAGCUUGAUUACAUUAUGAUAGCACGUAGAAAUAUGCAUAAAAACACACUUACAGACAUCACACAUGGGGCAAUUUAGUAAGUAUGAAUUGUUGGAGGUAUGUUGUAAAACUUACAAAUGUUGCUUAGAGUGACGAACGAAGAACCCAUAUGAGUAGAAACGCUAUGGACAACUAGAAGACGGAACGGCACUUGUAUUUACGGUUAAAAGCUCUAAACAGAAGGGCAGUGAGGGAAGUCAUCCAAAAGAUGGCGCCAUAGCACAAACAUUUUCAGUGUCUUUGCUUGUGUUGGUUUUUUUUUAAACUAUUUGCAUUAUGGUCGUCAGCGAAGAAAAAUCCACAAAUUACCUGCACCAUUUUGUAAGCCGCAGGGUUCAAAGCUUAGGAAAAAAAGUAGCGGCUUAUAGUCCGGAAU